AUGGCUCCUAAAACUAUAAGAAAACAUGAAUUGGGUAGUUCCAAAUGCAAUAGAAUAAAGGAACGAGACAAAUUUAUUCAAAGUCAAUCAGGGGCUAUGGAUAAAUUUGUUUUCAAUAAAGGGAACGAAACACAAUGUUUAGGGGAUAUAGGGGUAGAUAUAGACAUUAAUGUUGGUUUAGAAGAAAAUGUGGAGCAAUCAAUGGAGACUCAAACACAUUCUAAGGAAGAUGAAGGGAAUGAUGAUAUUCCCAACAUCUUUGAUCCUAAAAAUUGGAAUAAUCUUGCUCCUAAAUUGAGGGAUUUAUUGGUGAAAAAAGGUCCUCUAAGAGAUGUGUUGACAGGAAAAUCUCCGAAAAAUGGAUCAAAUAACAAGCGUUUCACAUCUGAAUUCUAUAUUAUGCACUUAUCAAAUGGGCAGAAGCAUCAUCGAGAUUGGCUUGUGUAUUGUAAGGAUCUUGACAGAGUAUUCUGCUUCUGCUGUAAAGUCUUCAAGACCAAACGACAACUUUCUCAUUUAGCACAUGAUGGAAUAAGAGAUUGGGGCACCUUUCUCACAGUUUGA
Impatiens glandulifera is the source of this 564-nucleotide messenger RNA. RefSeq names its product zinc finger MYM-type protein 5-like. The record is from RefSeq and is a predicted model, not a curated record. NCBI's taxonomy places the organism in Eukaryota, Viridiplantae, Streptophyta, Magnoliopsida, Ericales, Balsaminaceae. The transcript is spliced from 2 exons. Bases 1 to 564 code for a protein of 187 amino acids.